Messenger RNA from Grammomys surdaster, 3956 nucleotides. RefSeq names its product SEC24 homolog D, COPII coat complex component (gene Sec24d). Gene Ontology annotation, cellular component: COPII vesicle coat; endoplasmic reticulum exit site. Gene Ontology annotation, biological process: COPII-coated vesicle cargo loading; endoplasmic reticulum to Golgi vesicle-mediated transport; intracellular protein transport. Gene Ontology annotation, molecular function: zinc ion binding; SNARE binding. The coding region runs from base 119 to 3280 and encodes 1053 amino acids. NCBI's taxonomy places the organism in Eukaryota, Metazoa, Chordata, Mammalia, Rodentia, Muridae. The record is from RefSeq and is a predicted model, not a curated record. The transcript is spliced from 23 exons.
GCCGCCUGACGUGGCACUCGCAACCUAGAGCGACUCGGCGGCGGCGGCGGUGGUGCGGGGCGCGGAGCGUGCAGAGCAGGGUUCUUCUGCAGUAGCUGUCCUUUGGAAUGAUAUUUUCAUGAUGAGCCAACAAGGUUAUGUGGCGACACCCCCCUACUCUCAGUCCCAGCCUGGAAUGGGCAUUUCUCCCCCCCACUACGGGCACUAUGGGGACCCGUCCCAUAUAUCCUCUCCGCCAGGCAUGGUGAAGCCGUCGGGGCCUUCGGGAGCCGCCGCUCCGUCAGGGCUGCUGCCCCCAGGCCCUUUACCUCCUGGACCCCCUCAGUUUGGCCCCAAUGGAGCCCAUGGCCCAGGCCAUCCUCCUCAAAGAUUUCCAGGACUCCCACCUGUCAAUAAUGUGGCAUCUUCUUAUGCAUCAGGCCAGCCCCUGCCACAGUCAUCUUACCCAGGUCCUGGGUCCACUUCCUCUGUCACCCAGCUGGGCAGUCAGUUCAGCUCCAUGCAGAUCAACAGCUAUGGUGCGGGUGUGACUCCCCAGAACCAGGGUCGGCCUGGCCCCCAGGGUCUGCCUGGCCCCCAGGGUCUGCCUGGCCCCCAGGGUCUGCCUGGCCCCCAGGCAGCAGGUGCCUUCCAGGGGCCUCCACAACCUGCACAGCCAUCUAUUCUGCAACCAGGGCCUCAGGUUCCCCCGCCACCCCCCACCGCCCUGAAUGGCCCUGGUGCCUCGCCUAUGUCUCCACCAACUCACAGGCAAGAUGGACUUCCUGCGCCUGCUCCUCUGAAUGCCCAGUAUCAGCCCCCACCUCCACCAGGCCAGACCCUGGGUGCUGGCUACCCUCCACAGCAAGCAACCAACUAUGGACCACAGAUGGGGGGUGCACAGCUGUCUUACCCAGGAGGCUUCCCUGGAGGUCCUGCACAGAUGGCCGGGCCAGCACCUCAGCUCCAGAGGAAGCUGGAUCCAGACUCCAUCCCGAGCCCAAUUCAAGUGAUCGAGAGUGACAGGGCCACCAGAGGUGGACAAGUCUAUACAACCAACACCAGGGGCCAGGUGCCUCCACUGGUCACCACCGAGUGUGUGAUUCAAGACCAAGGCCACUCCAGCCCCCGCUACAUUCGGUGUACCACGUACUGCUUUCCAUGCACGUCAGACAUGGCUAAGCAAGCUCAGAUCCCGCUGGCUGCUGUCAUCAAACCCUUUGCUGACAUUCCGUCAAAUGAGACCCCCUUGUACUUGGUAAACCAUGGGGAGAGUGGACCAGUGAGGUGCAACAGGUGCAAAGCCUACAUGUGCCCGUUCAUGCAGUUCAUCGAAGGCGGACGUCGCUACCAGUGCGGAUUUUGCAGCUGUGUGAAUGAUGUCCCACCAUUCUAUUUCCAACAUCUGGACCACAUUGGGAGGAGGCUGGACCACUACGAGAAGCCAGAACUGUCACUGGGAUCCUAUGAAUAUGUUGCUACGUUGGAUUACUGCAGAAAGAAUAAACCUCCCAACCCACCAGCCUUCAUCUUCAUGAUUGAUGUCUCCUACAGUAACAUAAAGAAUGGACUCGUCAAGCUCAUAUGUGAAGAACUGAAGAGUGUGCUGAAGAGGCUGCCCAAGGAGGAGCAUGAGGAGACAUCUGCAAUUCGAGUUGGUUUUAUCACAUACAACAAAGUUCUCCACUUCUUUAAUGUGAAGAGUAAUCUGGCCCAACCUCAGAUGAUGGUGGUGACGGAUGUCGGAGAGGUCUUUGUUCCCUUGUUGGAUGGAUUCCUUGUCAACUAUGAAGAAUCCCAAUCUGUGAUCCAUAAUUUAUUGGACCAGAUUCCUGAGAUGUUUGCCGACUCUAACGAAAACGAGACAGUCUUUGCACCUGUCAUCCAGGCCGGUAUGGAGGCCCUGAAGGCAGCAGAGUGCCCUGGGAAGCUGUUCAUCUUCCAUUCCUCCUUGCCUACUGCCGAAGCACCAGGGAAGCUCAAGAACAGAGACGACAAAAAGCUGGUUAACACAGACAAAGAGAAGAUACUUUUCCAGCCCCAAACAGCUGUCUACGAAUCUCUGGCCAAGGACUGUGUGGCUAACAGCUGCUCGGUGACUCUCUUCCUCUUUCCCAGUCAGUUUGUGGAUGUGGCUUCCUUGGGUCUAGUUCCCCUGCUCACGGGAGGAACGCUUUACAAAUACAAUGUUUUUCAGAUACAGUUGGACAGCCAAAGGUUUUUGAACGACCUCCGGAAUGAUAUUGAGAAGAAAAUAGGCUUUGAUGCCAUUAUGAGGGUUCGAACCAGCACAGGUUUCAGGGCCACUGAUUUCUUUGGUGGCAUAUUCAUGAACAACACCACAGAUGUGGAAAUGGCGGCCAUCGACUGUGAUAAGGCCGUGACUGUAGAGUUCAAGCACGACGACAAGCUCAGUGAAGAUGUCGGGGCCCUGAUCCAGUGUGCUGUGCUCUACACAACCAUCAGUGGUCAGCGAAGACUCCGGAUUCACAAUCUCGCCUUAAACUGCAGCACCCAGCUAGCGGAUCUGUACAAGAACUGUGAAACGGAUGCCCUCAUCAACUUCUUUGCCAAGUCAGCUUUUAAAGCAGUUCUGAACCAGCCUUUGAAGACCAUCCGGGAAAUUUUAGUUAAUCAGACUGCCCAUAUGUUGGCAUGUUACCGGAAGCACUGUGCCAGUCCGUCUGCAGCAAGCCAGCUCAUCCUGCCAGACUCCAUGAAAGUGCUGCCUGUGUACAUAAAUAGCUUGUUGAAAAACUGUGUGCUGCUCAGCAGACCAGAGAUCUCCCCUGAUGAGCGGGCGUACCAACGGCAGCUGGUCAUGACCAUGGGCGUGGCUGACUCCCAGCUCUUCUUCUACCCCCUGCUCCUGCCAAUUCACACGUUAGAUGUGAAGAGUGCAGCGCUGCCACCAGCCGUCCGCUGCUCCGAGACCCGACUCUCCGAAGAAGGAAUAUUCCUGCUGGCUAAUGGUCUGAACAUGUUCUUAUGGUUUGGAGUGGGUAGCCCACCAGAGCUGAUUCAGGGAAUAUUUAAUGUGCCAUCGUUUGCACAUAUCAACACAGAUAUGACAUCGCUGCCAGAGGUGGGAAGUCCGCACUCUCAACAACUCAGAAUGAUAAUGAAUAACAUCCAGCAAAAGAAGCCAUACUCAAUGAAGCUCAUCAUAGUGAAACAGCGAGAGCAGCGGGAGAUGGCUUUCCGACAGUUCCUGGUGGAAGAUAAAGGACUCUAUGGAGGAUCAUCUUAUGUGGAUUUCCUCUGCUGUGUUCACAAGGAGAUCUGUCAGCUGCUUAACUGAGUGCUCUGCUCUCACUGAGGUUGCAUUCCUGAGGAGACAGUCUCCAACUUGGUGCCUAAUUUUCUGAUGAUAGUAGGCUAGUUUUAAUUUCUUGAUUACUUUCAGGAUAGCUUGCCUGGACAGCACACAGACCUUCAGCUUUGGAGCUCAGGUGGUAAGCCUGUGGAGGUGUGGUGGUACUGUAAAGGGAAUAGUCCAUUACUGGCUGUCCAACUUCUAAUUUUUAAAACUGACACAAUUUGCAUUUCAUAAAUACCUAGUUUACAGAACCAUUUGCAGCCUCAAUUUUCUUUGUGCUUGAUAUAUAAAUUAUUUUUCAAACUGUAUAGAUUCAUGGUAAAAUUAUCUUGGUUCCUCUCUCUUUUACCGUGAGAGGAAAAGACUUCAUUUUUAUCUUAUACCUAAUGUUUUUAAAACCCCGUGACUACAUUAAACAGAUUUUUUUUCAACUUAAGAUCUGCACAGCAGACUUUUAAAAAGCCUGAAAUCUGUCUGGUAGAACAAUUUGUGUUCUCCUUUUUUCAUAAUUAUAUAUUGUCUGUUUAAAAUAUUUUCCAGUUGUUUUGUCUAUAAAAUGGUAUCUAUAUUCUUAAUGGUUCUUUGUACAAUUUUGAUGGUUUCUACCUGUAUAUAAUGGAUCUUAACCAAUAUCAAUAAAUUACUUCAUGUACUCUGG